AUGCAGCCAGGAAACAGGGAACACAAACGUGCGGUUCACAAAAGGUCAUCAAGUGCCGAGAACAGUACCCAUACACUAGCGACCCUCUCGUAUGCGGAUCAUGAGCAGACUCAGGCUAUCUCUGCCCAGGACAAGACAUCCAAGUACACCGCCCCCGAGGUGUCUGGAGUCAGGGAUUCGGUUACAUCAACCGUCAUGGUUUCUGCCUGUGUGGCACGUCGCUAG
This is a messenger RNA of Linnemannia hyalina, 225 nucleotides long. NCBI's taxonomy places the organism in Eukaryota, Fungi, Mortierellomycota, Mortierellomycetes, Mortierellales, Mortierellaceae. The record is from the annotation of a GenBank genome assembly.